GGACUCAUCUGCUUUAAAUCUGGGUUGUAAGCUGACGACAUGGCACCACCAACAGUUGAAGUCGGAGGAAAGGGAACUGACCAAGACAUCAAGGUUGUGUUCCCAACAGCGUCGACCAUAGACCAACCACACAAGACCAACAACAACAAAAAAUACAAGUAUUUUGCUGGUGUUGUUAUUAUUUCUGUUGUUAUCAUAGCAGCUGUGGUUUUGGGUUCUAUCGCCUUACAUCACCAUCUUAAUUCAAAACAAUCGGAAUAUGAAACUGAAGUCGUUUAUAAAGGACAUCAUAUACCAGAGCAUGCUCGUAUUGACUACACCAAUAAAAUAACGUAUGUGAACAAUUCACGAUACCAUGAAGUUGUGGCUGCAAACAAUCUACAUGAGUACAACAGGCAACUACUGGUUUUUAAGGACAUUGAGAAUAAAGUGUGUUACAUAGACAAACUUACGGGUACGUUCGAAGAAGGGGUAUCUCGGUUAUCUUUAAAGAAAGUGUCCGAACCAACUCCAAUAAAACGUGUGACGAGAAGCGACAACCCAGUGGACAAAAGAAUUUUAAGAAAAUUCGCUGGAGAUGCUAUAGCUGAUCAUUGUAAAGGAAUUCCUACAUUUUGGGUUAUUGAUGGUGAACCUUCCUCAAAGGGUGAGGCAAAAGGUGAUCCAAAUAUAAAAUGCAACGCUGCCGACACUAGUGUUGAAUGUAGAGAAAAAAGAAGCCAAGAAGGAAAUGUCUUGAGUUGUCAUACCGAAAGUAUAAUGGUACAGUUUUAGAAAUCUCACAAGGAUUAAAUAAUUAUAGAAUUAUAGUGCUUUAUACAUUAUUUUGAUUCAUAUUCAGAAAAUAAAACUUUUAAUAAAACUAUCAUAAUUAUCA
Molecule: messenger RNA, 877 nt
Organism: Lottia gigantea (owl limpet)
Lineage: Eukaryota; Metazoa; Mollusca; Gastropoda; Lottiidae
Exons: 6
Coding region: 40-774 (244 amino acids)
Source: RefSeq, a predicted model, not a curated record